Messenger RNA from Mesorhabditis spiculigera, 944 nucleotides. The record is from the annotation of a GenBank genome assembly. Lineage: Eukaryota; Metazoa; Nematoda; Chromadorea; Rhabditida; Rhabditidae.
AGGGGCUGCCGUCCGAACCCGAGCCACAAUCCUCGCUACAAUCCCUUCGCAUUGUGACCUCCAGGCCAAUGUCUCGACCACCAGCGCACGAACAUUCGCCGAGCAAUGCUCCGCAAAAUGGGCAAAUGCUGCGACCUCAUGAUAUGAUCCGCCGCCGGGUGACGCCGCAGGUACAGCAGGUUCCGGUACAGCACCGGUACAGUGCCACCAUGCCACCGGAGGCACCAGCACCAAGCCAAUCGCCAAAUCAUGCCCAAAAAUCGCCGAGCCCAACACAAAAAACGAUAAACCCAAAGACCGUGCUGUCCCCGAAAGGGGAGGCCCUGAAAAGCAUCAACUACCACGACAAUGGAGAUUGCCUGCUGACGUUCGAAUCGGAAGUGAUUGCCAAAUUGUUUAUUGAUCACUACAACGGGAAACCUUACCCUUUCGACUAUAGGUAUCAAAUGCGGAUGAGCUACGGCGAGUUCAGCAUCGAGCGCCAGAUACCCAACAAGAAGAAGCUGCGGAUCACGGGGCUCAGCGCCGAUUGGACCGCAGAGGUCAUUUACAAACAUUUGCUCGGGUCGAGCCCCAUGGUGAAGAAAGGAGUCGAAGGGGUAAAACCGAAGUUAGACAAGAGGACGGGGCGUUACCAGGUGAUAGUCGACUACACCUCUGAAGCCGCUUGCCAAGAAGCCAUUGAUCGAUGCCAAGCAAAGUAUCCGGGAACGGCCCUGGAGGCUAGCCAUCUACUCGUCCCGGCUUCAAGCCUUCUUCCAAGUCGCACGAAGCUCGUCAUAAAAGGCUUGCCUAAAGAUGCCACCAACGAAGAGGUCGUGCGCUACCUGUUCAUGAACGAUCCUGCCCUAAUCGUUGAAAGCGUCACCGUCUUCCGCAAGAUGUGCGUGGCAGAGUUCAAGACGGCAGAGGCAGCUCAAAACGUUGAAUGGUUCAAGCCCAAC